Molecule: messenger RNA, 860 nt
Organism: Aspergillus campestris IBT 28561
Lineage: Eukaryota; Fungi; Ascomycota; Eurotiomycetes; Eurotiales; Aspergillaceae
Product: GNAT family N-acetyltransferase
Exons: 1
Coding region: 191-733 (180 amino acids)
Molecular function (GO): acyltransferase activity, transferring groups other than amino-acyl groups
Source: RefSeq, a predicted model, not a curated record
CUCCAACGACUUGAAGACUCACACUAUCCAUAGACCAAUCCUAUAGCACAAUCUCAACUCGUGAUCAGGCUCGCAACCAAUCAUCAGUUGACCCCGGGCAACGUGACGCAACAUCCAUCCGCAUCGCAUACAUCCACGAGAUUGAACAAGGCCUAUAUUCCUCCGCACAUAUACUAGGUAUCAAGAAACGAUGGAAGAGACUAUGAAGGCGCGUCCCUUCCGCAUCACACCCGCUGAAACACCAGCCCACAUCACCGCCACCAAAGCCCUCUUCACAGCCUACGCCGAGUGGCUCAACCUAGACCUCACCUUCCAAGGCUUCACCGAGGAACUCGAAUCCCUCCCGGGAAAAUACAGCGCUCCUCAAGGCGAGAUCCUCCUCGCAUAUAGCACCACCAAGCCCGACCAGCCCCUCGGAUGCGUGGCCGUCCGCCCGCUCCCCACCAAGCCCGGCGUGGAUGUGGACGCAAACGCAAACGCCACGGCGACAUGCUGUGAGAUGAAGCGGCUGUUUGUCUCGUCCGAGGCGCGCGGCAUGGGGCUGGGCAAGGCGUUGGUGGAUGCUAUUGUGCAGCGGGCGAGGGGGCUGGGGUAUCGAGAGAUGCGGCUCGAUACGCUCCCUAUGAUGGCGGGGGCGAUUGGGUUGUACCGGCGGGUUGGGUUUCGGGAGAUCGUGGCUUACUAUGAGACGCCGUUGGAGGGGACGUUGUUUUUAGGACUGGAUUUGUCUUGAUCUGCUUCUUUGAUUUUACUCUCUUAGAUUCGGUUUGCACGGUCAUGGUAUGAUAUAUUGAUUGUAUAGCAGCUAUAUGGAAAAAGUUUUAUGAACCGAUCAUAUCCGAAGACAAGGCAAGCAAACA